Messenger RNA from Haliotis rubra (blacklip abalone), 4835 nucleotides. RefSeq names its product acyl-coenzyme A diphosphatase FITM2-like. Bases 145 to 1116 code for a protein of 323 amino acids. Gene Ontology annotation, cellular component: endoplasmic reticulum membrane. Lineage: Eukaryota; Metazoa; Mollusca; Gastropoda; Lepetellida; Haliotidae. Gene Ontology annotation, biological process: phospholipid biosynthetic process; lipid storage; lipid droplet organization. The transcript has a single exon. The record is from RefSeq and is a predicted model, not a curated record.
UUAGUCUUGGUAAAGAAUAAAUACAUUUUCUAAAGGCAGUCUGAAGCUUUCAAACAUAUUUACUCGAGGUCUGCAAGUAACAUGAAUUCAGCAACUGUUACCUCCCUUUGCAAUUAACAGUUUCCGGGUCAAAUCGAAAGCAAGAUGGCAGCGGAAGGGGGCACACGUGAAGGGAACUCGGGUUUUACCCGACGUCAUUUCGAAUACGUUCACUCUACGAGACGACCCGAUCGAAAAACGAUGACAGGAAAGAAACCCAUACCAGAACCAACACAUGUUGGUCACUUCGCGGUAAUGCUUGUCAUGAAAAUUUGCCGAGCCGUGCUGCUGAUAGACACGUCAGUGAAGAUUGGUGUUUAUCUCAUCGGGGUAAUGGUCGGAUCUGUCCUGUGCGAUUUGUUUGCAUUCCCCAGAUCAUUCUUUUCUAACAGAAGAAACUUCUUCAAUAUCUUUUUCGUCAAGAUGGGAUGGGGAUGGACCUUCUCGCUUCUUCUCGUAUUCAUUUUCCUGACGAGUUCUGUGUACUGUUGUGGACGAUGGAAUGAAGUCAAACGACACAUUAUGCGGCUUGGUGUUGGAACCUUCUGGUGGUACCUCUGCACGAAAUCUUUUGAGGUGAUCGACAGCACUGUCGGCCAAUGUACCAAGCCUGAAAUAAACAGUAAAAUCGAGUGUCUUCGAUCAGGAAGAGAAUGGAUUGGAUUAGAUAUAUCUGGACAUGUUUUUCUUUUGAUACACUGUUUGUUGACUAUAUCUGAAGAAGUUAAGGUGUUCAAGAACUGGAGGAAGAUCGGAGAAUUGCUAUAUGAUGACGAACUGAAGGAUAAAAGGAAAGUAACAGAUGAAGAUAUAUCAAGAGGAAGAUUUUCACUAAAAUCUCACACUCCAAUUAUUAAAGCAGUUAUUGCUGGUCUCGCACUUAUUGUUAUAUUGUGGGAAUUUAUGUUGUUAGUGAGUGUUAUUUAUAGAUUCCACACACUUCCUCAGAAGAUUGUUGCAGCAUUCAUCGCUGUUUUAUGUUGGUUUGUAAGCUACAGAAUAUUGUUUAGGAGUAAAAUUCCUUGGCUGCCACCUCAACCAGGAGAUUCGUCCCUGAGUUACAUGAAACUUGUUUAAUGUGAAACAGGAGUCAUGGUAUCCAGAAAAAAUUACAUAUACAUUAUUCCAUAUUUAUACUAUCAACACUUACCAUUCUUACAACAUGUUAAAAUGUCUUUUUCUACAUCAAUGCAAAAUGGUGUGAGAUUCGUUCAUCUUAGCCAAUACCAGUUGUGUGCAUGAUUUUUUGCUACACGAAGUAAUUAUGUUUAUUUUAUAGAAGUGAGUGAUGUUUAAACACAGAUAUUACACACAUGAUAUUAUUUUGGGGACUUCCAUCAAUUUCCUCAGAUUGCCAAUAUUAUUUCCUCAGGCACCAUUUUGCAAGUUGCUUUGUCAUCUUGACCAAACAAAUCCUUACCUACAAUGCUAGAAGUUGUGUUCCAGGAAGAUUAUGUUUUCGAUUCACAUAUUGUGCACACACCUUUAGAAGUUUAUGUUGCUUAUGUAUUAUAGUAGUGCAACAUACCUGAACAUGAUGAAAUACAGGGAAAUAUUACACCAUGUUUUCACCAUGUUCAUAUUGUGUGAUGUUUAUUUAUAUAUUAAUUUAUAUAUGCUUUAUAUAGGUUUCAUUGAUUGUAGAUGUAUCAUGAUAAUUGAGGGGCGUCUUUCAUUUAUUUACAAUGUUUACAUCAAUAAUAUGAUGGUAAUUAUUAUUAUCAUAUCAUUAACAAAGAUGUAAAUUAGCGAAGCCUUUUCACUCUUAAUCAUUGCAACUCUCAAGUGUUUUUCUAGUAGAGGCAAUGUGAGCAUUUUGGUGUUAAGGAGUUUAAACAUGUUGAACAAUGUGAGCCAUGCAGGUGUAGAUAUUCACUACCAAUCUCUGUUUACUUUGGAUACUAGUUUAAACAUUGUAGCCUCCCACUCAGUUAAUGAGGGUGUGUCAAGCUGGACUGGUGACUCAUGUACUGAUGUACUCAUCACUGAACAUCAGGCUGACACAGUUAGGUUUAUAUAGCAUGAUUGUACAUGUUGUAUGGUACAUACAAACAUGGCAAAAGAGUGCAUUUGAUUGCCUAUGCCACUCAACAUUCAUUCAACAUCUCAUGUGUUCAUUGUGUGUGGUAUCAGUACAUUUGGGAUUUUCUUAUUUAUUGUUGGCAAUGGUCUUGGUAAUAACUGAAUGUUAAAGCAAAAAGAUUUUCCUAUUUAAGCCCAUUCAAAAUAGUAGAGGUAGUUUGGUUUUAGAUUUUGCUUAACACUUUUUCUUUUUGUUUUGAAAAAUAGUAACUGUCUUCAUCUGCUUAAUUGAGAUAAUGACUUGUUUAUGUUGAGCUGAAAAUUAUUUAUGCCAGAGGAAUAUAAAUUGGAAAAUUCUCGAUUGAUAAAUGCUGCGGUUAACAGAAGAAAAACGAGAAAAGGUUUAUGUUUGUUAAAACUGGUCAGAAAAGCUGAAACGUUACACAUUUUGUUGGGUGCCCAUGGUCUCAAGUUUGCAACUUUGGUUGAUGAAGAUCAGUUGGACAGUUUUAUGUUGUGUAGUUGAGUAGUAGUUUCCUGUUUUAAAUGUUCUCGGAAUAGUUGUAAAAAAUUAUAAUGUGAUAUAUUGCUAAUUAUUGUACUAUUAAUGAACAGAUUUUAUGUUACUAUUAUUUAAAUCAUAAAUGUAUGAAUCAUCCUAGUCAUUUUAACUCUUGAUGUGAAUGGAAUGAAGUAAUGUGAAUGCAGAUGGAUGGUCAACCUGAUGCUGAAACUUGCCUGUGUUUGCUGUUUGAUAAUUCCUUGCAUCAUUAUUAUCUUAUAUAUUUCAUAUUGUAUUAAGUUGUUAAUACUUGUAAUGUCAUGGAAUAAUUCUGUCAGUACAUAAACUUGGAGUAAAUGGACAGAUUAUCAGAUAAUGGAAUGUAAAUGGACAGAUUAUCAGAUAAUGGAAUAUGAGUGUGAUAUAAAAUGAUAAUGAGUUAGUAUAAUAAUAUAUCACACAAUGUAGUUGUUAACAUAGUCUGUGAUACAGACCCUGAAGCAGACAUAUCCAAGAAAGCCCAUGCAAGUCUAGAAAAUGGGCCCAGUCUGGAUUUCCAGUUUCUGAACAUGAAGCAAGUCUCAGGGCUCCUUUUCAUUAUAUAUUUUUUUUUUUUUUUACUUUUUUUUUCUUUCUAUAAAAUAUGUUGAUUUCAGAGACAAGGUGUUAGUCUAGUGUUAACAUUACCAUGACUUCUGUGUUCAUCCCCCUUAUAUUGCCGCUGGAAUGUUGCUGAGUGCGGCGUGAAACUAAACUCACUCACUCACUUAUGUUGUCGACUCUCCAACAAGCAUCCCUCUCAGAAGUCUGGGUAGGGUAAGGAGGGAGAUUCAUGCACUUCAUGCAGUUUGGUUAAGUACUGGUAUAAAGUUUGCCUCUCACAUUCUAACAGGAUUGUUUUGUUCGAAUCAGACAUGGUCCAGUCAAGUGUAAUGUCUAUUUUAGUUUUAAACACAUGAUAACCAACAUGGUCAAAGCAAUGUAUAACAUUAGCAAAAAGUUUAUUUGAAUGUAAUAUGUAACUGGUAGUAGGCUUUGAGCCAAAGAAACUACAGAGGUACAAUGAUGGCAUUUAGAUUUGCUUCCGGUGUCUGACUGUUUUUUGGUACAAAACCAGAAAUGUGGUGCUUUCGUGUGGAUUGGUUAUUUGUUUUUCAUGUGUCAAUGUCUGAGCACAAUCACUAUUUGUUUUUUUCAAGGCAUUUCGUGCUAUAAAUGACAGAAUACCUGGAUGCAGAUUACAUAGUUUAUACUUUUUAAAGAAAAUGUUCUGUGCAAUGAACUUUGUCAUGUUUUACUAAAACAGUGUCCCCAAAAAUAGAAACACAUUCAGAUUACGUGUUCUGCAAUCACAUGACGUAUCUUACAUGUCUGUAGAUUUUCAAAAUAGAAUCGUUAUCUCGUGUACUUCUUACUGCUGUAAGCUGUGUAAUAUGUACAUUACUUAAAAGUUAAAAGAACACCUGAAGUUUUUGUAGGACCGAAGUCUGUCAAUCAUUUCCGUGACCGAUUUACUGCUGUCUUAUGAAAAAAUCGGGUGUUUGUUGACUCCUUAACCUUGUUCCUGUAGUAUAUAUGUAUGUAUCCAGGGUUUACCGUGGCUCACAAACAUGGGAGUCCCUGAGACUCACAAUUAUUAGUUCUAAGGGUCCUUACAGACAACAUGAGAUUCCUGUGAAGGAAUGGUGUAGAGUACUGUACAUUUUGAUGAUUUCUUUAGAGCCUGGAAUGAAUCCUUGAUCAUGUGGACUGAUGGGUGAAAUGAUGCACGUAACUGCUCUGAAAUAAACAACCAAACACUUAGCAAAGUCAUGGAUGUGUUGUGAAUACAGUGAAUAAUAUUUUGCGUCUCGCUAGAUGCAGUGAAUUCUUUUUGUGUCCAUUCUCUACAUUUGUACGUACUGGAUGCAUAUUUGUGUGUCGCGUAAAACCCUCUGUAUAUGUAACAUCACUGGACUUUCAAGAAAAGAUGCUGAGACUUGCCUGACUCUUUCAAUUUGAAACAGUUGUCUGGGGACACUGCUGAAGUAGGUGGGCUGUUUUCAUUGGUUUGCUUUAGAACAGUGAAGUUUCAUUUAUGUGGGUUUACCGUUCGAUUUUACCAGGUCCUGUUAAACAUGUUUCAUGAUGAUUGAAACUGAUUUUGUGAAACUAGUGGGUUACUUUUAACAAGGUUGCUUCAGUUGUUUGGUGUUCCUUCAGCUACUUCCCUUUACAAAGUUCCACGUGCAAUGAUUGAUUUAAUCCCUUUGAAAUAAAACCAAAGUUGUGA